AUGUCGCCGUCAAAACAGUGGGUGUUGCCAUCAGGAGUCGCCUUCGUUACUGGUGGAGCGCGCGGACUCGGGAAAGCAGUGGCCCUGUCGUUUGCACGAGAAGGAUGCCGGGGUGUUACCAUUGUAGAUGUCCUCCCUGAUGAUGUUCUGGAAGCUACGAAGCAGGAGGUCAUCAAGGAGGGUGCGAAGUGCCUAGCCAUCAGGUGCGACGUGACCGAUGAGGCUCAGGUUGAGAAGGCGGUCGAAGCAACAGUUGCAGAGUUUGGCCGCCUUGACUACGCCGCAAACGCCGCUGGGGUUGCGGGACCUCUGGGAUUCACGACCGCCGUCGACGCCGCCGCCUUUGAUAAGUGCCUGAAGAUCAAUACCCUGGGGGUCUUCAUCUGCAUGAAAUUCCAACUACGGCAGAUGGAAAAGCAACAGCCUUUGACCCUAGUCCCCCAGCGGGGCGCCAUCGUCAAUUUCGCCUCUGUCAACUCCAUCAUGUCCGGCUCAACGACCGUCGCAUACACUGCGUCCAAGCAUGCCGUCUAUGGCAUGACCAAGACAGCGGCUCUGGAAUAUCGACAGAAGAAUAUCCGUGUCAACGCCGUGUCUCCCGGCUUCGUGUAUACCUCGAUGGCCGCCACCGACGGGUCUCUUGGUGACCCACGCCUCGCGGAGGCCUGGGCAGGCUUUGAGGCACGACAGGGUCGGACAGCAUGGCCUGAGGAGAUCGGUGACGCCGUGGCGCUACUGUGUAGUCCCAAGAUGAGCCUGGUCAACGCGCAAAAUCUCGUUUGCGACAAGUAA
Messenger RNA from Fonsecaea pedrosoi CBS 271.37, 792 nucleotides. RefSeq lists its product as uncharacterized. Gene Ontology annotation, molecular function: oxidoreductase activity. The transcript is spliced from 5 exons. Bases 1 to 792 code for a protein of 263 amino acids. Lineage: Eukaryota; Fungi; Ascomycota; Eurotiomycetes; Chaetothyriales; Herpotrichiellaceae. The record is from RefSeq and is a predicted model, not a curated record.